CACCCUUACCGGGAACAAAGCUAUUGUUGUACACGCUCGUUUGUAAUCAAAUAUAUUCAAGCGUGUAUAUUAGCUUCCCCUUUAGUUACGUACUAACGAGGAUGGGAACCAAUGUUUGUGUAGUUGCUAAUCGGUCAUGUUUAGCAGAUACACAUGACCAGGCAGAAACAGCAUCACCAUUUUCAUCCACUGAAUGAUCUCUGGCCCUCGGGAUGGCUGCAGCCGAAACGAGCAAUUCUCAGAAGGCAACCGUGGACUUGUACGGUGACCCGAAUCCAAACGAUGAGGAUUUGGACACAAUUGAUGAUGCAAAUGAUCUCUUCGAUGAUGCUGUGCUUUCCAGCUCAGUUGAGCACAGAAAACCCAGUUUGAAUUCGGAACCUGACGAGAAAACAGGUACCAAAGCAGAGGAUAACGUAGCGACAGUAAAAGAAGAUGAAAAGGACAAAAACAAGUCACGCAAAUUCUCAUUAUUUAUAGGGAACUUCUCUUGGUGGAUAUCUGACACGGACCUUCUGCGCAUUACCCAGAGAUUAGGAGUGGAUGAUAUUGAUGAAAUAAAAUUUGCAGAGAACAAAGCAAAUGGUCAAUCGAGAGGCUAUGCAAAGGUGGUUGUGACUUCUGAACAUUCAUUAAAAACCUUAUUGGAGAAAAUUCCCCAAUGUACUAUAGAUGGGGAACACAUCGACUGCCGUUUUGCCACCCAGCAGAACGUCAGUGUGUUUGAGGAUGUCGCCAAUAAACGCUUCCCAAUGCGCAACUAUUCCAAGGACACGGAUUCAAAUUCGACUUCGUCAUCGCCAUGGGAUUCCAACCCUCCCAGCAUACCCACUCCCUUUCCACCACAUCCACUUGGAAAUGUAUUUCCCUCACAUUCCAAACCUUUCCUUGGCCAGCCACCCCCUUCCUUCCCACCUGUGCCACCCCACAUCCCUCCGCAUCUGUUUCCCCCUCCACCUUUUAGUAUGCCAAGCCAGCCGCCUCCAAGUCUGCAUAUAAAUCCAGCUUACUUUACCCCAGCACAAGACAGACAGACAAGUCAUAAUUUUACUCAACAAAAGGGGGAGAGAGAGUAUGAAGAAUUGUUCAACAGAAAUAGAGCUGUGGCUAGCAGUGCCAUUACAAAGGCUGUGACAGGGGCAACAGCUGGAGACCUGAGAGUUGCUAUGGAAACACUGUUAACAGCCAUUGCCAUCAUCAAGCAGUCCAGCGUGUAUGCGGAUGAGCGCUGCAAAGCCCUUGUUACCUCCCUCAAAGACUGCCUUGUGUCCAUCCAGGGAAAUGGUGGCUACAGGAGUAGCAGUCAUUCUGGAGAUCGGGACAGAGAUCGGGAGCGGGAAAGAGAGCGCUACAGAGAGGAUUCGCCCCGUUGGGAAAGUGCCGGGACAUCGAGAAGGCAUAGGGAACGCUCUCGGAGUAGAGACAGGGGCAGGGAGCGUUCACGGGAAAAGCACAGAGAUUACAGAGAGCGCUAUCGUUGACUUUGUAAGGUUGUACCAGACAUUUUUGUGAACCACUAUCACCACGGGACCGCAUUCAAAACCACAUUUACUGACUGGUACACUCACUUGUACAUUUACUGUGUGGUCUAAUGAUUUAGCCACCAGAACAAUUUCGUAUUACUUUAAUAUAUCUCGAGCUCACUUGAGAUCCCUGAUUGAGACAUUAAAAGCCACCAAGGAUUAGUUUUGUACAGUCCAAUCUGAAAGUAUUUUGCCCCCUUCUGUUUUUGUUUCACCUGUAUGCGUAAUUCAUUUUUGUUUUACCUAAACAAGAAAACGGUCAACAUGAAAAACACAAAAUUGAGACAUUUUCUUUUUCAACUUUAAAUGUAAAUUAUAUUUUUUGCUUAAACUUAAAAUUUAACUUUGGUCCAUCUAUCUCCUGUUAAUCUUGAAAUGUUUUCACUUUUUUAAAACAAUUGGGCAUGAGUCACCUGUUUGUUUAAAGCAUCAGAGUUGAAAAAUGAACCAUAAACCUCAAGGUCAAAGAAACUAAAUAAAUUUUGCCUUAGUCCUGUAUCAAAGUUCCUCAGUUCUAUACCAUAUAUUUGGGUCUUUGAAACGUUAAGGUCUACACCCUAAGCGUGCCUUUGAGAAUCAUAUUUAAUGGGAGACUGAAGAACCUUAGUUAAGUUCACUUUAUAUUUGAAAUAAAAUGUAAAAUUUUUGAGGAGUUGGAAUGUAUUGAGCUUACUGCUGAAACAAAUUUGAAGGGUGUGGAGUACUUCACUUGUUCAUUUUAAGUGUAACCCCCCUUCUUUAGAUCAUGAUUAUUUCCUUUUAGACUGAAGUUGACAUGUGCAAAGGAGCCAUUUGUACACAACCUUGUAAAAAGACAAAAAAUGUAUCUCCAGACAUCAGUAACUGUUUCAUUCUGCUGUUUAGUGGGACUUCAAAUUGUUUCAAGGAAAUACUGUUUGUGUGCGCGUCUUAUAGUCAUUAAAUUAGAAUCCUUGCAUGUGCGAGAUGCAUCCAAAUGUAUUUAACACAGUGUCACUGUUGUCUUUUGUAAUAUAAAACAAUCUCCAAAAUAUCUAAA
Corythoichthys intestinalis (scribbled pipefish) is the source of this 2541-nucleotide messenger RNA. RefSeq names its product cleavage and polyadenylation specificity factor subunit 7-like. Bases 213 to 1481 code for a protein of 422 amino acids. Gene Ontology annotation, molecular function: mRNA binding. Gene Ontology annotation, biological process: mRNA alternative polyadenylation. NCBI's taxonomy places the organism in Eukaryota, Metazoa, Chordata, Actinopteri, Syngnathiformes, Syngnathidae. Gene Ontology annotation, cellular component: mRNA cleavage and polyadenylation specificity factor complex. The transcript is spliced from 9 exons. The record is from RefSeq and is a predicted model, not a curated record.